CCGAUCCUUGCUGGCCCCUCGCUGCAGCCUUCCGUCAUGGCGCCAGCUCAGUCCAGCCUGGCUGGUGCUGACAGAGCCCCGGCCCCUUUGGUCCGGAAGGGAAGCAUGCCAGUUGGGUUGCUGGCUGAUAUGUGGGAGGAUGAUCGUAGGAUCCGUGAUCGUCUCAGGGAAAAUGAGGGUGCAUUGGUGAAGUGGGCGUCCAAGGAAACCAUCAACAAACCGAAUAUGGCCAAUAUCGCCUGUAACUCUGCAGCCCUGACUUGUUUGGCACGAUGGUGGUGCACACGACAGCGAACCCCAAAAAGUCCAUCAGUAAUUGAUUUGAAGAGGGAGGCGCCCAUGGCCAAAGAGAUUGCUUAUGAGAAUGAAGUUGGUACCAACCCUUUCUUCGAUGAGUUGUUCAAACACUGGAAUGUCCGUCUUCGUCCUGGUGUCAGUACCAUCGUGGUUGAUGUGGAGGACAGUGAUGAUGAGCCUACUGACUUUUCUGACUUCAUCAUGGUAAAGGAAGACCCAUAUGGAGGUGGUUCCGAUGAUGCCUAUCCCCCAAAGAAGGCCAAAAUGGAGACCCCUUCCAAACCUGCUACCACCAUGGCCCAAGCUGUGGAACCAGAGUCUUUGGUGGUGAUCGAUGACACUACGCCAACCAGAGUGAAAGAGGAACCGCUUUCCAGCGCCCCUCAAACCACAUGUGGGGAAAACCCGGAGAACCACAAGAAUGGCCAUCCCGUAUGUAUGGCUACUAAGGGUGAUGCGGAGGUUGAGCAAAGGUUGGAACUGGCCCGGAGGGCAGCUUCUACCUUUGCCAAAGACAAUGCUGAGACUCGGCCGUUGCAAGAGGGUUUGACCGAUGCUGUGGCUUCAUCCAUGUCUAGUGAUGGGUUUGGGGCCAAGAAUGCUAUGGACGUGGGUGAUGGCAGCACCACCACCAUCAAACGCUCUUUGCAGGGAGAGUUUGCUGGGAGCGCUGAAGUUUCCAAGACUGAUGGUGUGGAAGCUGAGGAUUCAACUUUGACAGCUCCCGUUGAGUCUGUGGCAGUGGACCUGGAAGCCCCCAAGACUCCCACUGGGGAAGCUUCCGAAGCUCCUGUUGCAGAAGCUGAACUUCCACAGCCUCCUGCUUUGGAAGCCAAGACUCCUGUUGCGAAAGUUCAAUUUCCCAAUCCAACUUCCAUCUUUGAUGAUGUGCUUGAGCCGGAGAUGCAAUAUCCAGACAACCAGCUUGGGCUUGAACCAUCAGAGGGUGGUAGCCCCAUGCAGGUUGACAAGGACAAGGAGAUUGACAUUGAGGAUGGCAUGAAGCAACCCCUUCUUCAUGGUGGACCUUCUGGGCAGUCUGGUUCAGCGCAGGAUGUCUUGGUAGUUGGUGUGGACCAGCCUUCAUGUGAGGCACGCCGAAGUGUUGAUGAUGGUAUUGACGUUGGCAAGUGCUCAUCGACAGAUGCAGGUGCCGAUCAUUCCCUGGAUCCUGUUCCGGCCGCAGCAGCCGCAGGAGCAGCAGUGGUCCCAGAUGAAGAUGAGGAGCCGCCUGUUGUGACCCGCCGAGAUCAAUGGGGGUUGAAGCCUUUGCCAAAGCGAAGGGGGCGGAAGCCAGCGACCCCUAAGCCCAAGGAUGAGCCCAAGCCCAAGCGAAAGCCUCGUGCAGGUGGUUCCCGUCAGACUCAGCACUUCAUCACCAUCGAUGAUAUUGUGCCUCCAACUCCGGCCCCGCCCAGGGCAGCUGCUGCUUCUAGCCAAGCGGAACCAGGUGAAGGACCUGAGGCUUCCCACCCAGAGACCAAGAAGGAGGAGGUGAAGAAGGAAGCGGUGAAGAAGCAAAAGGCGAAGGACAAUGGAAAGAAGGACACGGUGAAGGAGCCAAAGGUCAAGAAGGACAAAGUGAAGAAGAAGGACGUUGAGGGGAAGCAGGAGAAGGCAGCCAAGCCGGCAAAGACAGCGUCCAAGCGGAAGAGUUCUGAUGCUGCCCCAGGUGAUGGUGACGAUGCGCCCAAAGCUGAGGAGGACCAAAAAAACAAAAUUGUUUGGGUACCUGUUUCAAAGACUGCUGCCCCUUUGGUCGCAGGGAAUCUGAAAUGGGGCCCUGUGCAGGAUCACCUUGUGGCUGCCCCAGGCCAUGCUGCUGGUGCCCUGCCGGAGAAUAAUGAGCCAACGGGCGCAGCAGAGUCAGUGGAGCCAGAUGGUAAGAAAGCCAAGGUUGUGGAGAACGACAAGCUGAAGUCCUUCGCUCGUCGUUGGUGUCCCAAGUUAAGCCCUGCUCGUGAGCGCUGGUUUGUUGUUCGGGAUGUCUUCGACAAGAAGAUUAAGCCCGUGGUCGAGGGCUUGGGAUUUUCGUCCUACAAAGUGGAGGAGGAUUGGUGGAAUUGGUGCGCUAAGAAGUUCCUGGACAAUGAUGACAUUAAGAAUCUCAACCGCCGAAGUGCGCCUGAGGAUUGCUUGAGACUUUUCACUGCUGCAGCAGAUGAGGAGGUUGUGAGUCUAUGUCGGAGUUUCGCCUACGAGGUGGCAUUAACCUGGCAAAGUUUGGGAUUGGUCCCCGACCAGGUGCACUACACCUUCAAGUUUGCUGCGAAGAUGGUGUCCCUCAUACCUGAAGCUCGUGCAAGCGCACAGAUCUUUUUAGGUGCUUGGCAAGGCAUGGAUCUUCCUUCCAGGGUCUGGUCAGCUGAGACUUUAGACUUUGGGAUUCACUCAGUGGAAGAAGGAUUAGGUAUGGCUGAGAUAGAUGAGCGCACCAGUGCCGAACUCCAAGCGGAGCUGGACAACUUGCAGGAGAUGCAAAAGCUGCAGACAAAGAAGGCUGCACCGCUCCCUACUCCUCUCCGCAACGGGGCUCUUGCACCCGAGUCUCAGCCUCCCUAUGAUCCAGAGGGUGGUGCGCGCUCAGUGAAUGACACUCCCUUAGCCAGUGAACCUCCUGCGCCUGAAUUACCUCCAGCGGAAAACUACUUGGCGACCUUGGCUACCGCGUUGGCCACUGAUGAAGACCUUGAGGGCCAUUUGGAUGAUGCGGACUCUGACCCAUAUGGCUUUUUCGAAGGGUGGGAGGAAGCCUUUGUCCAGAAGGCCAAGAAGCGCGUGGAAUCCAUCCAUGGAGAGAAUUGCCGCUGUCAAAGCUUUGUGCCAGAAAAACAAGGGCUGGAUCCGGAAGCUGUGCUGAAGGAUUUGUACCAAAAGCACAAGAAUCUCUACUGGGUGGAAGACCCAAUGGCAGGUCGCCGGUUGAUUAUGGAUCGCGCCUGGCAGAUUGACACUGGGAUCUCCAAAGUGGAGGAGGGUAUCAACCAGGUCAACACCGAAGGCAUCUGUGAGGGAUACACACGAAAGCACCAGGAAAAGCUGACAGAGAGCUACAAAGAUGCCCGCCAGCAGACAUAUCACCCUAGCAAACGGCAAUCCCGGCUUCCACCCAGUCCUCCCAAGCACAUUGUGAAUCAUAGAGACGCCCGUGAACUUGCACAUGUGGAUGAAGCGCAACAAGUUACUGCUUUCCGAGAAUACCUUGGCAUCAACGUUAGUGUGUUCAAAGUGGGUGUGACUGCCAAUCCAGCCCAACGUUUUGAGCAGUACUUGCAUGUGAACUUUACAGCGAUGUGGGUUAUCUUCAAGAGUGAUGACUUGAGUUUAGUGCAUAUGUUGGAGGUGCGCCAAUGCAAUGACCCUCGUUAUGCGAUCACAGCUGGGAUCUUGGCGUUUGGGAUGGGUGGCAACUCCAGUAGAACCAUUCUAAGAUGCUAA
Molecule: messenger RNA, 3735 nt
Organism: Cladocopium goreaui
Lineage: Eukaryota; Dinophyceae; Suessiales; Symbiodiniaceae
Source: the annotation of a GenBank genome assembly